GGCGGAGCGAAGAAAGCUUUCUAAUGCCAUGGAAUCUUCCGGAGUGUCAGUUGCGGGAGCGGAAGGGUGUGGGGUAUUUGCAAACGGAAGCAGGAAGCCGGUUUCUCGGCAACGGGUGUUUAUGUCCCUCAGGGCGCUUCCGGGCGAGGUAGCGGGGAUGGAGGUGAGCCUGACCUGCGCCGUGUGCCUCUCGCUCUUCGAAGAGCCCGUCACGCUCCCGGUCUGCUCGCACAACUUCUGCCGCCGCUGCCUGGCCGAGUGCUUUAGCGCCGCCGAGACGACGCCCGCGGCCUUCGGGCGGGCCUCGACUCGGGCCACUCAGACCAGCGACGGAGGAGGAGGAGGCGGCGGCGGCGGCGGUACUUUGUCCGUGCCCUGUCCACUCUGCCGCAAGCGCUGCCCGCUGCCUCCGGAGGGCGGGGUGGCCUCCUUGCCGGUGAACACCACCCUGGCGGAGGUGGUGAAGCUCUUCCGGACCAGCCAAGGCGCCCAGGGCGAAGCGGGGCCUGCGGAGGGCUCCUCGGCGCUGGCCCCUCAGCUGGCGGCGCUGCGCCUGCCCUGCGAGAAGCAUCCGGACCGCCCCCUGCAGCUCUUCUGCCGGAUGUGCCUCCGCGCCGGGUGCGGGCAGUGCGUCUCCGAGGAGCACCGGGGCCUCUUCCACGCCGUCAACCUCAUCGACGUCGUCUACCAGGAGGAGAAACUGGCCUUCUUUAGCAAUCUGAAAAAAAUAAGAGAAUUACAAGCAAACCUACUGAAGGAAACAACUUCAUCCAAGAAUGCAGAGGUAGUAAUGCAGAAUGAAGAGGAGAUUAUUAAAACUGAAUUUGAAAAAGUCCAUAAUGCUUUGGAAACGAGGAUGAAACAAUUGCUUGAAGAUCUUGAGAGCCAGAAGAAGUGGAAAGAAAAGGAAUAUCAGAUAUGGAAGCGAAUGAAGGACGUUCAUAGGAAAACCAUUGAAAAUGUUCUGAAUGAUUGUGAGAAGAUUUUAGAUGAAUGCAAUCCCCAGCAUUUCUUAGAGGUUGCGUGCAGCUUGAAUCAAAGAAUGGAAACUCAGCUGGACUUAAUGCAACUAGCAUCCAAACACGAAAAUCAGCCAGAAGACAGACAAAGGCAAAUGGAUACCACAUCUGUAAUUAAUGAUAUCUUAGCCUUAAAUCUCACUGCGGUUAAUUUGGAUGCUGACACAGCAGAUAUUCCUCCCAGUGGUAGUGUAUGUCCCACAUCUGCAAACUAUGGAAAUAAGUGGGAAGAUAAGAAAAACAAAAAGGAUGCCUUCUGUCCAAUGGCAGGAGAAGACACUGAUUUGUUUGGUAUCAGUAUUCCUACUCGGUAUAUGUCAGUAUCUGCAGGAGCUGAAUUUGGAGAUAUGAGUCAUGAGGAAAUGCGCUAUAACUAUUACAGGGAACAUCAAAUGCAUCCAAGUACAUCGCAGACACAGGCCCCUCCUGUAAAUGAAAACCAUACAUUGCCAAAGUUUCUGUUUUCCGAAAGCAUUUCAGUUGUUCCCAUUUGCCUUACUGCCAAAGCAGAACAUCCACAGAAACAGAGGAUUCAGGUGUUAGAAAGACAAAGUAUCAAGGAAGCUGUUUCAUCUAAUUCAGUUUCUUUUACUUUCGAGGCUGUGAACUUGAAUUUCUCUGGCUCAAACAAUAAUUUGCCUCAGCUUAAUGUGAAAGAACCUCAGAAUGAUAGCAAGGAGAGCUCACUGUCAAAAAAUAGCAAGAACUGUAUGAAUGCAGCAACAAAUCCCCUGCUUCCUGCAGUAACAGUUCCUUCAGAAAUGCAUCUCCCCUCAACUUUGUUUUCAAAAGUGCCCGUAACAGCAGCAACAUCUGCACCUACUUUAAGCCUGUGUCCUUUAGAUGGUGCUGCAGAACAGCCAACUGCACCUCUAGAUUCCAAUCCAAGUGGCAACUUCAUAACAUCUAAGGGAUCAGGCUUCUUAUUCGAAAAAACGAAAGUAUUCCCCACACUUUUCAUUGGAAAAUCUGUAAGCCAAGAUUGUAAUGCAAGUAAUAUAAAUGGAUAUAACUCUUCAGAUUCGGUAGGUACUGCCACUACUACCAUCACAGGUUCUAAGCCAGUCACAUCAGUUGGUGAGAAUGCUUCCUUCUCAGCUUUUUCUACUAGUUCCAAAAGUGAAUGUUUUCAGAAAACUAAACUAAGCACUUCAGAUCAAACUUCAUUUACUCUUCCUUUUGAGAAGAUACAGCAAGAGAACAAAGCAUCUUGCUUCAGUAUGGAGACUAAUAAGGAGCAAACUUGGCUUGUUGCUUCAUCUGCCGUGUCUUCUAAGGACUUGGUUUGUAACUCUGGCUUCACUUCUAACUUGUUAUCUGAUUCAGCUUUGGAUCAGAGAGAUGCUUCCAAAAAGCAGGCGAUUCCUGCUAAGCUGUCUCCUAGUUGUUCUUGGACAAGCAAUGAUGCAUGUCUGUUUUCUUUCAAAGGGGCCAGGAAAAGUCCUUUCAACAGAAUUAAAUACGUAAAUGUUAAAUCAGAAAUGAAGUCAAAAGAAAAAUAUUUAGCUGCAAAAACCUCUGUGCCUUCAAUAAAGGAUGUGCCCACUCAAAAAGGACUUGAACAUCUAGUGGCCUGCUCUUCCUCCAUUGACAAUAGUUCAAAAUCACAAACUGCCAAUAUGCUUGUUCCUCAGGAAAAUGUCUCUGAUUCUGCAAAUAGUACUUUAACUUCAACUAAACUUACCAAAAUGACAAAUACAUCAGAAAACCAUGUACUGGCUGUAGAAGAUCAGAAAUCUCCCUCAGUACCUAAAGAAGCAAGUUGCAUAGUAAAUUCAGAUUCUGAUGGGGAAGAUUUAAGCCAAGCGUCUAGUCUUAGUGAAUCUAGCACCAUAUCUGAAUAUUUUUCUCUGGCUGAAGAUAACACAUUCUCCAGUUGAGAACUGCAAUAUGCAAUAAAAGUAAACAGAUUUUAUUGAAGACUAUUAACCUUGCGUUAUUUGUAUUCCAAAAUAGCAGUGUGAUCAAAUACUAUUCUGAUGCAUUUAUGACUCAUGAGAUUUUCUGUGUUUGAUCUUAAAUAAUUAAAUGUCAUUUAAAUUAAUGAAAUUAUAACUAUAUUACAGCUGUUUUAUAGUUAAUGGGAACAUUGGCAUAUUUUUAUAUCACUGGAUGCAAUAUAGUAAACAUGUCUUUAAUAACUAACAAUAGGUCAGUUCAUUCAGUAUCUUUUGGAGCCAUGCUUUGCGAAGCCAUGAAAAAAGCACUGCCUUCAAUUUCUUCUACCCCUUUUCUCAUUUCUUCAUGCACUUGGUAUACUUCAACUUCCUAUUAACAAUCAAAGUAAGGAGUACUGCCUUGAAUGUUAAUUUACUUAGCAAUAUCUGGCACAGUUGGUUAAAAGUCUUAGUAACCAAACCUUAAGCAGAUAUUUUCUGUUUCUAAUAAAGCAGUGUGCAAGGGUUCAGUUUGAUGGUUAAGUAGGAGAAAGAACUAGCAAAGGUAUGAAAAAUUGGCUAAUUCCUACCUUCAUAAAUGCCAACCAUGUUAGGGCAGUGCUCCUUAAAGUAGUGUAGGUUGUUGUGUUUGAACAAAUACAGCAUAAUACUAUUCCUUUUAAGUAUUUAUACACUUCCCUUUGAAAUCUCUUACAUGUUUUUCUUCUAUGUAUUUGUUUUAGUUAUACUCAGCCUGCCAAAUUUCUUCUUUCCUGUGAGCAUACAUGUUGUAGAAGUCAGAUCUGUUGAAGUAGCAAUUACGCCUACCUUAUUCAGUGAGAGAUGUUGGAUCUAGUCCGCAAGUUAUGAAAGAAGCUUAAUGACGCUUGAAGAUGUGGCACUUAAAUAAGUUGCUUUGCACAGAGUAUUACACUAUGGGCUUCUUUUGUCGAUACAAGCAACAUAUGUAAUUAAUACUGUACUUACCUAAUUUUGCACAAUAAAUUUUGAAACAUAAAAACUGUUGUUCUCCUUGCAAGCUUGAGAAAAAUAAAAUAUUUCAGGAACAGUGGUA
Molecule: messenger RNA, 3971 nt
Organism: Anolis carolinensis (green anole)
Lineage: Eukaryota; Metazoa; Chordata; Lepidosauria; Squamata; Anolidae
Gene: trim75
Product: tripartite motif containing 75
Exons: 8
Coding region: 29-2899 (956 amino acids)
Biological process (GO): protein ubiquitination
Cellular component (GO): cytoplasm
Molecular function (GO): zinc ion binding; ubiquitin protein ligase activity
Source: RefSeq, a predicted model, not a curated record